Messenger RNA from Myotis brandtii (Brandt's bat), 4604 nucleotides. RefSeq names its product G protein-coupled receptor kinase 4 (gene GRK4). The transcript is spliced from 18 exons. Gene Ontology annotation, cellular component: cytoplasm. Lineage: Eukaryota; Metazoa; Chordata; Mammalia; Chiroptera; Vespertilionidae. Gene Ontology annotation, biological process: signal transduction; protein phosphorylation; regulation of signal transduction. The record is from RefSeq and is a predicted model, not a curated record. Gene Ontology annotation, molecular function: ATP binding; G protein-coupled receptor kinase activity. The coding region runs from base 729 to 2528 and encodes 599 amino acids.
CAUAUCGGCCAGCGCGCUCCGACACAGCUCCUGCACAGGAACCGCGCUGUGAUGGCCGCGGCGGCCUCUCCAGCUCCUCCAGGAGGCUCUGCGGCCUCAGAGGCUGCAGGGAGGGACCUCCUUCCCUCCCCCAGGCCUUCCCUCAUCUGCUAAGUAAAGGUGGGGAGCGUCUGGCCCGUGGAUCAUAUGAGACACGAGAAAUCACCUGGUCUGGCCCUGCCAAGGCAUUCGGGGAGAAUUAAUGAAACGUUUGACCAAAUAGAGCAGCUGGUUUUCAGUUGAAAUUGUUGUAUGGCCUGGGGAUGGCCAGAUGGCCCUUGGCAGGUGGGAGCCCUGAUGGAAGCGGCACCUUGCUGAUGGGGGGCGGGGCAGCAGACCGGAAGACCGAGUGCAGGGCGUCCGAAAGGCAUGACAGGCACUUGGGAGGAAGGCAGCCUGUGCUGCCAGCCCUGAGCCCAGGACGGGUUAUUCUUUCCCAGAGAAGCCUGGCAGCGCCGCGCCCCGGCGGGCACUGAGCAGGACCCAGUCUUUGUGAUCUGACGUCACUUUCAUUCCAACGGAAGACCUGCAGCCUGCGCUUCCAGGAGUCGGCCGAGCUCUCUAGAAGCCAGCCUGCUGAUGUGCGUUCCUUCCUUUUCCCCACGCACAGGUGUGUCCCAGAACUCGGGCUUCCUGCACCGCAGGCACAGCCACCCCUGCCCGCCUGGAGGUUCACCUCGGGGGGCCAAAUGCCCCGGCUCCGUGGGGACCACGUGCAAGGAGGAUAUGGCAAAAAAAGUGGUCGUAGUAAAAAAUGGAGGGAGAUGCUGAAGCUGCCCCCUGUUAGCCAGUGCAACGAGCUUAGACAAUCCAUUGAAAAGGAUUACAGCAGUCUGUGUGACAAGCAGCCAAUAGGAAGACUUCUCUUCCGGCAGUUCUGUAGCACCCAGUACAGCCUGAAGCGGUGCAUUGAGUUCCUGGACGCGGUGGCAGAAUAUGAAGUCUCCCCCGACGAGGACCGAAGAGAGCGCGGACAGUUAGUCUUAAACACGUUCUUCAUUAAUGAGGUGGCAGAAUCCUCUUCCAUUGAAGGCUGGGUAAUGCCCUUUGAACGGGUGGACCACACUUUGUUGGCCCACGCAUCUACCCACGGACCCUGGGUCGCGCCUGCCUCUGGCUGUUGUAACGCGGCAGCCCCUUUACCACGGAUUUCUGCCCGUGUUGUGAGAGCGUGCAGGCUGCGACUGAAGGAGAUCCCCUCCAAAGAGCUGUUCAAGGAAUGUGUCAGAGUUGUCCAUCGCUAUUUAAGUGGAAAGCCAUUUGAAGAAUACCAAGAGAGCCCAUAUUUUUCUCGAUUUUUACAGUGGAAAUGGCUGGAAAGGCAGCCAGUAACAAAGAAAACAUUUAGACAUUACAGAGUUCUAGGAAAAGGCGGAUUUGGAGAGGUUUAUGCCUGUCAAGUGAGAGCUACAGGGAAAAUGUAUGCCUGUAAAAAGAUGCUAAAGAAAAGAAUAAAAAGGAGGAACGGCGAAGCUAUGGCCCUAAAUGAGAAAAGACUCCUAGAAAAAGUGCAAAGUAGAUUUGUAGUGAGCUUGUGCUACACGUACGAAACCAAAGACGCCCUGUGCUUGGUGCUCACCAUCAUGAACGGAGGGGACUUGAAGUUCCACAUCUACAACCUGGGCAGCCCCGGCUUCAACGAGCAGAGAGCGGUUUUCUACGCGGCAGAGCUGUGCUGCGGCCUGGAGGACCUGCAGAGGGAGCGGAUCGCGUACAGAGACUUAAAGCCUGAGAACAUUCUCCUCGACGACCAUGGACAUAUCCGGAUUUCAGAUCUUGGUUUAGCCAUGGAGGUCCCAGAAGGGGAGACAAUUCGAGGAAGAGUUGGAACAGUCGGCUACAUGGCUCCUGAAGUUAUCAAUAAUGAAGCCUAUACCUAUGGCCCUGACUGGUGGGGGCUUGGCUGUCUGCUCUAUGAGAUGAUUCAGGGACAUUCUCCAUUCAGAAGAUUCAAAGAGAAAGUCAAGCGGGAGGAGGUGGAGCGGCGCGUGAAGGAGGACACGGAGGAGUACUCCCGGCGGUUCUCGGAGGACGCGGAGUCCAUCUGCAGGAUGUUACUCACCAAGGACCCCAAGCAGCGCCUGGGCUGCCAGGGUGACGGAGCAGCUGGUGUGCGAAAGCACCCCCUGUUCAAGAACAUUAACUUCAAGAGGCUGGAAGUACACAUGGUAGAGCCCCCGUUCUGCCCUGACCCGCAUGCGGUGUAUUGUAAGGACAUCAUGGACAUCGAGCAGUUCUCCGUGGUGAGAGGCAUCUUCCUGGACGCCACCGACACCACCUUCUACAGCCAGUUUGUCACGGGCUCUGUCUCCAUCCCCUGGCAGAAUGAGAUGAUCGAGUCGGAAUGUUUCAAGGACAUCAACGAAAGUGAAAAUGAGGAAACUCGGGACUUGCGUCAGGAAGACAAAACCUGCCAACCAAAGCCGGCCCCCAAGCGAAAGAAAGGCUUCUUCCACAGACUCCUCAGCAGAUGGGGCUGCAUGAGUUAACCCUGGAGCCGCGAGGAGGAGCUGCCCGCGGGACUGUGCUGCUUGCGCAGAGCCAACCCCAUGCCCAGGAGCCGGCUCAGUGCUCGUCCUCUCUGUGAAUUGCAAUAAACAGGUCUGACACAUCUUAAAACGUGCCCGUGAGUCUGCAGGUUUUUCCACAUUAAUAGCUGAAUUGUCUUUUCACUAAAGCUGGCUUGAAGAAGAGGUCCCUCAAGGAUGGCUGUGACGUCCCAAAGCCCCUUGUGGCAGGGCUCAAGCUUCGUGUGCCCAUGGAGACGGAGGAGAGGGGGCCUGGGCAUCAGCCUGGAGUGUCCUCUCCUCCAGUGCUCGCAGGGAGCGGCCGGGCGGGCCUUCCUGGUCCAGGGCACGGCGGCGUGAGAGUCGCCCGUCUGCUUCCACGAUGUCACGAGGGUCUGCCUUCCUGAGGUGCGCCUCUCCCUGUGUGUGCGGGUCUGUGCUGCUUGCCAGAGGCUCCGCCCCUCCUGUGACAGAGGCUGCUGCCAGGACCCUGAGGUCAGGGCUUGGCCGUCGGGGGCGACUCACCAACCCUGGGUUGUGUUAAAGGGUUUCUGUGACAGCGGCCUGUGAUUGUGACCGCAGUGCCUCCAAGAAUGGGGGUCAGGUAACUGAGCCGAAGGUGAAAGACGGGGCCCAGGCGAGGCCAGGGCUCGGGCUGAUUGAAGAGAGAAGGAGCUCAUCCCCUGGGAUUAGGGAGGACGGUUCCCACUCGGAGCUCUGCACAGACCCCUCAGACUUGGCUGUGCUCUUACUGCGUGAGGGAUGGGCCUGGCCUGUGGAGCAGCGAGCUGUGCAGGGGUGGGGGGGGCCUAGGGCACUUUCAGGAGGGGGGCUGGGGCACACAGUCUUCUGUUUCGUUGGCGGGAGGGGCGUCAUGCAGUGUGAUGGCAUUCAGAAUGUGACUCAGGUCUUCUCUGUCGUUACACAUCACCUUGAAAGAUGUUAAGGGCAGGGGCAGCGACAGAGCUCCAGAACACCCCAUCCCGCCAGGCGUCCUGGGUGCAGCUGCUCUAGCACGCACGGCUCCAGCUCCCACUCCUGGUACAGGUCUCCCCUCGGGGACAGACACUGUCCAAAUGCAUCCCGGGAAGAAAUCAGUCACAGUGGGGGAGGUGUGCAUACGUAGUCAUGACAUCAAAUAAUUUAUCACUUUCUUGCUCCCCGGCCAUCUUAGCAGCUGCUCUUGGUUGGGGGCUGUCCCACACCUGAGGCAGGAAGACGGUGGCUGCAGAGAAGACGGAAAAGAAGAUGGGUUGGAGCUGAUGCACUGUAGGCUCCAACCUCUCAUGGAAAGUGGGAGUCCGUGCUGGGGUACAAGCAGACUCUGAAGGUGAGGCGACAAGGCGAAGCGAAGCUGGUCAUCCUGGCCAGCACUGGUCGGGCCUGGAACAGAGCACGAGGCCAUGCGGCCAAGCCUGGCGCCCAUCACCGCAGUGGCCACAUGGCUGAACUGGGUGCUGCGUGCGGAGCAUCCUCGCGUGGGCACACUGGCUAGCCACGACCCGGGAGAACCUGCAUUCUAGAACUUCCAGACAAGCUGGCCCGUCUCUCCUCACACACCCUGACGUGGAACUACAGAGGAAAGACACAGAAAACCAUAAGCAGCCGGAGAGGAAAAACCAAACCAAACCAUUACACUCAAAGGAGCAACGACUGACUUCUUAGGAACAAGAAUGAGACAUGGAAGACAGUCAUGUUCAGAUCUUUAAUUUGCUGACAGGAAGUGUCCGCCAACCUUGAAUUCCAUACCCAACCAAAAGUUCAUUAAGAAUGAUGGCAAAAUGCUGACAUUUUCAGAUAAAUGGAAAUGGAGAGAUUUCAGCAAUAGAAGAUCCACUGUAAGGAAUUCUAAAGGGCAUUUUCUAUGCAGAAGGACAUGACCCCAGAUGGAAGAUGACAGGGGCAGGAAGGAAUGAAGAGGAAUAGAAAUGGCACGUAUGGGAGUCCCUGGAAAUAGAUGCUGACUGCUCACAACAGCAGUGACUGUCUCCAUGCCCUUUGCAGUGUGGGUGUGUGUUUGUAGAACUAAAAUGUGCUGGUUCAGUCAUUUGUCCCUCC